AUGGCGGCGGCGGGAUUUUUCUCUAAUACCAAAUACUCCGACAGCUUAACACUCGUCGGAAUUUCAAUCUGCACAGCUAUAGUAUGUGAAGCAAUUUCAUAUCUCCUUAUAUACCGCACUACUUCAUACAAAUCCCUCAAAUCUACAAUCGAUAAAGCUUCAAAAAAGCUCGAAACUAUGAAGACUCAGGAACCGGUUCCAUCUGUACUCACGAAGAAGUCGAAGACAAAGAAGAUUGAUCGGGUCGAAACUUCCUUGAAGGAGUCAACCCGGGAUCUCUCCCUUUUCAAAUUCAAAUCCGGAUUCGUCGUCGCCGUAGUGUUGUUUAUGGUUUUCGGGUUUCUUAACAGUCUUUUUGAAGGGAAAGUUGUUGCUAAAUUGCCGUUUAUACCCUUUCGUCUUGUUCAGAAGAUGAGUCACAGAGGGUUACCGGGUGAUGACAUGACGGAUUGUUCAAUGGCGUUUUUGUACUUCCUUUGUUCGAUUAGUAUCAGGACGAAUCUUCAGAAGUUCUUAGGGUUUUCGCCUCCUCGUGGAUCUGCUGGAGCUGGGUUAUUCCCAAUGCCUGAUCCAAAGACCAAUUGA
Messenger RNA from Solanum tuberosum (potato), 585 nucleotides. RefSeq names its product transmembrane and coiled-coil domains protein 1-like. Lineage: Eukaryota; Viridiplantae; Streptophyta; Magnoliopsida; Solanales; Solanaceae. Gene Ontology annotation, biological process: endoplasmic reticulum calcium ion homeostasis. Gene Ontology annotation, molecular function: calcium channel activity. The record is from RefSeq and is marked predicted. Gene Ontology annotation, cellular component: cytoplasm; endoplasmic reticulum membrane.